AUGGCUACAGCUUCGCCGACGCCUAUGGGCUCGAGUCAAUUCGCAGUAGUCCGAAGACCUGCUUCACGAAAUGCAUAUAAACAACCUCCUAGCCGACCACAUUCGAACCGACCUGAUGUUGAAGCACCUCGACAAUAUUCACUCAAUGACAGCUCCGACGAUGAAAUCCCAAUGCCCAUGAAGUUGAGUGCUUUAACGAAAGCUUUAUUAAACGACGAGGCCUCGAUCAUAGAUAGUUCAACUACUGCUCGCACGACCCCCGAGCCCCCUCAUACAUCACACAUAAGAGCGGAAAGUGCGAGUAUAUUAGAGCUAUCUACGAGAGAGAACCAAUCGCCACUGGGGAACAGUGAACUCAGCAGCCCUACCUAUCCUCGACGAGUUGUGCGAUUGAGUACUACACCUGGUUCUUCAACGUUACGGAGAGGAGCCUCAUUGUCCAGUGCGGUUAAGAAGCACAAUGAACAACAAGCGGCACCAAAGGCGGAAGAGAGCGCAUUGGAUCUUAGCACGCCGGCACCAGUACCAAGGACCGUACGAGUGUCUAUUGGUAGAUCUUCAAUCGGAUCUUCCGGCAGACAUUCUGACAUACCAGUUUCACCACCACAGAUUAAUGGGUUUGAAAAUGACGAGCCACUUGAAUAUCCUUCAACAGUCACAAAGUUAAAUUUAGCUGCGGGCCAAGAAAGCGUAUCGAGAUAUAACCUGUCCACCGUUGGUCGUUCGAGGUACGGUGAAGAAAUAGCAUUACAAAGUUCAAUGAGAGUUAAAAGAGGUGCUAUUCCUAAAGUGUUUGGUACAUUUAUGAGAGGCCCAGCUCGAAGAGGAAGACCCCGGAUAUCACAGUCGGAUGAAGAACACAGCCCAACGAAGGAAAACGCAAACAAUAACGAUGCUGGGUCUAGUCAAGAACCUCAGAGUCAGGAAUCACAAUACGAACAACUAGCAAGCCAGGAUAAAAGUAACACUCCAGAACUAGAAAUAGCCAAAAGGGCUCCAGUCUCAUCGUAUAGAGAUUAUUCUGCUUCAGGCAGUCCUCCUAGCUCGAAGGACCUUCUUAAUUCGGUCCUACGCUCAAGGUCUCCGCCACCACCCACUUUAUCUAGCUCUCAAAUAUCUGACCCUCGUUCAAUUCCUGCCGCCUCGAAGCAACAACCUGCGUUCAAGAUACCAGCUCCACGCCCGGGUCUCCCUGCGACUCAUGAUCAAGAGAAUGAGGCACCUCCAACUUUCAAGCGGAACAAACAGCCUUUGAUACAUAUGAAUAGCGCAGAAAAACCAAUCCGACCAGAAAGCUUCGACAUGAAUUCUAUACGUGCCACUGGGUCUCCGGAGAGACGCCCUCUGGCUGUCCGAAGUCAAAAUACUCCUCGAAGACACGCCCCACCACCACCCAAGAUGUCCGUAUUAGAAGCAGCGACUAGUACUGCUGGUGCCGCUACUACAUCAAACGCCAAUAAUAGGAGAAAUAGGCUCAAGGUAAAUGGGAAGAUAUUCACUCGCUUGGAUGUAAUUGGACGUGGAGGUAGCUCGAAAGUGUACCGAGUAAUGGCAGAGAACUCGAAAAUAUUUGCAUUGAAACGGGUUGCCUUGGAAGAUGCAGAUGAAUCAGCCAUACGUGGUUUCAAGGGUGAAAUUGAUUUACUGAAGAAGCUGGGCUCGGUAGAAAGAGUGAUUCACUUAUAUGACUACGAGCUGAAUGAUGAGAGAGGUAUACUUAGUGUGCUUAUGGAGAUGGGAGAGUUGGAUAUGAACACUAUCUUAAAUCUUCGUAUGAAAUCCGAACACGCGAAGUUGGAUGUAAAUUUCGUGCGCUACUACUGGAAAGAAAUGCUCGAAUGUCUUCAAGCUGUUCACGCUUAUGACAUAGUUCACUCCGAUCUCAAACCUCACAACUUCGUCCUCGUCCAAGGUCGUCUUAAGCUCAUAGAUUUCGGUAUCGCCAACGCAAUCCAAACCGAAGAAACCGUCAACGUUCACCGCGAAACACAAAUCGGUACUCCAAACUACAUGUCCCCUGAAUCCCUCAUGGAUUCCAAUGCCUCUGAUGGAAAAAACCGCAAUGAACCAAAACUCAUGAAACUUGGAAAACCAUCCGAUAUUUGGAGUUUGGGCUGUAUACUUUAUCAAAUGACCUACGGUCGUGCUCCAUUCGCUCACAUCCAAAACCAACUGCAGCGCUGUUCAGCUAUCAUAAACUUCAGGUACGACAUCGAAUAUCCAACACAUGGUGUAGGCAAUGUUCUGGUCCCCACCUCCCUCGUUCGAACAUUGAAGAACUGUUUGAACAGAGAUCAGCAUAAGAGGCCAUCGGCGGAUGACUUGUUGGGGGAUGAUGAUACAUUUUUAAAUCCCCUGGAGAUUGAUCUGGAGAAGCACUUUCCGAUGACUGAAGAGUUGUUAGGCAGAAUAUUGCAAAAUGUGAUACAAAAGUGCGAGACUCUGGGGAGAGUGCCUAAUGAAGGAGAACUUUUGAACUUGUGGCCCAAGGGCUAUUUCGCAAGUUUGAGAAAAGCAGAGCAGAGGGGUGGAACAUGA
Molecule: messenger RNA, 2538 nt
Organism: Sclerotinia borealis F-4128
Lineage: Eukaryota; Fungi; Ascomycota; Leotiomycetes; Helotiales; Sclerotiniaceae
Source: the annotation of a GenBank genome assembly